GCUAAUAAAGAUGUCGAACAAGGCUUCCAAUUCGGAAUUAAAGCUGUUCUUGGAAGUUGAGCUUUUGCUGGAUCAGAUUCCUGUUGCACCACCCGAAAAAUCUAAAGAAGAUAUCUUACUAUUCUUCAAACUUUACAGCCCUGAGAAAGGAGAACUGCGAUAUGUAGGUAGGCUCUUUGUGAAGCGUUAUGGUAGACCAAUUGAAAUUUUGCCAAGAUUAACCGAGAUGGCAGGCUUCAAUCAAAAUGAAGAAUUAGAACUAUUUGAGGAGAUAAGGUUUGAGCCAUCUGUCAUGUGCAUACAUGUUGACAAGGAGAUGUCAUUUCUUCAGAGUCAGAUUGAAGAUGGAGACAUCAUUUGCUUUCAAAAAGCUCGAAUAUGCAAAUUUCUUUACCCAGAUGUUUCUUCUUUCUUGGAGUAUGUGCAUAACCGCCAGGCGACACUGACAGAAUUCAACACAUAUUUCUCAAAUCUUGAGGAAAUUAUUAAUGUUGCUGAGAGUUCUCCGGCCAGAGGAGGGUCGAACGCAAGCAAUCAAAAGUGUGCUCUUUCAACUUCUGAGACUCCCACCUUGGAACAAGUAGAGAAGGCUAAGCUGUUUUUGAAGGAGUGCCUUUCCGAUCUCUUCAAGCUAAAUGUAAAAGACAGAUUGGCUGAAGCAGUGUCAACAUUAAGCAUAGCCCAAAGUGGGUUAUCACAGGACCAGCAAAAGUCGGUCAAGGCCUUUUGGGCCAACUUCGAUGAGUUCACGUCCGACUUUUUGACCUUCGAGCGGGACAGUGUCGAAUUCGAGUUGCAGAAGUUGCUGAAGGAUCAAAAGUUUGUGACAAUGAAGAAGAAUUAUGAGACUCACAUCUUGUAUAAGCAGUUGUUGGGUGGCGUGACCGAAGAGGAGAAAGAGCUCAACAAAAAACUUGAGGAAGUGAAGUCCAGAAGAGAAAAGCUCAUUUCGGACUGGCAGAUUUUGAUGGUCGAGUCAGAAGAAGCGAAGUCUGGGUACAAGGACCAAGAUAAAAAAGUAGUGGAGGCCGAGGAGAAGAAGAGAAUAGCCGAGGAAAGAAUGUCUAGAUCAACGACUGCUUGGUCAAAUCUAAAGUCGCUAUUCGGUUGAAACUUUAUGGCUUAGAUCAGAACCGGCUAUGAGGACAUUGUUCAAAUGGAUUGCUCUUGUGAAUAGAACUAUUUGUGUGGAAUCUCUUGCUAUGAAGUGCUUUGAUUGGUGAAAACCUGUGCCAUUGAGAAACUGUCACCUUCUGAUAAUCUUUUGUAGGAGUUACCACAUAUGCUGUGCUUUUACACGCUCCGAAUUUCACUUUCUCUGUGGUUUUCUUUUGGUUACUUCAUCAGAGAUUUGUAA
Molecule: messenger RNA, 1357 nt
Organism: Rhodamnia argentea
Lineage: Eukaryota; Viridiplantae; Streptophyta; Magnoliopsida; Myrtales; Myrtaceae
Exons: 6
Coding region: 11-1111 (366 amino acids)
Source: RefSeq, a predicted model, not a curated record